AUGGUCGACGUCAAGCCCGACACGGAAGAGCGCGAACGGCCUAGGACAUCGUCCUCUUCUUCCAACGUACGCAGACCCACCUCUGGUAGCCGCCCAUCAAGUGCGCACAGGCUGGAUACGGCCUCACUCGCGGCUGCAUUGCCCAACAACACCCAUCAGUCGUCCGGGAUCAGGUCGAGAAUAACAGUUUGCAAGCGCCUCAAGCUCAAGUGUGACCGUCGUGUACCGUGUGGCUCAUGCGUGAAGCGAGACACGACCAACCGAUGUCAAUACACAGCUGCUGCAUCGGAGAAGAUCGACGUGACUACGCUGCACAAUCGCCUAACACGGGUGGAAGACGAUCUUCGUGAGCUCCGGGCUGGGAGCUUCCGGCCGAGC
Dacryopinax primogenitus is the source of this 378-nucleotide messenger RNA. RefSeq lists its product as uncharacterized. Lineage: Eukaryota; Fungi; Basidiomycota; Dacrymycetes; Dacrymycetales; Dacrymycetaceae. The transcript is spliced from 3 exons. Gene Ontology annotation, molecular function: DNA-binding transcription factor activity, RNA polymerase II-specific; zinc ion binding. The record is from RefSeq and is a predicted model, not a curated record. The annotation marks the transcript as partial. Gene Ontology annotation, biological process: regulation of DNA-templated transcription.